Molecule: messenger RNA, 2250 nt
Organism: Cadophora gregata
Lineage: Eukaryota; Fungi; Ascomycota; Leotiomycetes; Helotiales; Ploettnerulaceae
Gene: MPP10
Product: U3 snoRNP protein
Exons: 1
Coding region: 1-2250 (749 amino acids)
Biological process (GO): rRNA processing
Cellular component (GO): nucleus; small-subunit processome; Mpp10 complex
Source: RefSeq, a predicted model, not a curated record
AUGGCCAACAGCAGCAGCGCAUCCUCAUCCAUGACCUCCACAUCACAUACGAUGACCGAAUUCCCAGCAGCUUCAAACGUAUCUCUUUCAGCUACCAAAAUCCCCACCAUGGCAUCCCCAAUGGCCAACCUCCUGCAAGCCCUCGCGCCAGAAAAUCGACAUGCAUUUAUUGCACCAACUUCUUUUCUACCAGACGCCAGUCUAGGAUUCGUUAAGGAGACUCUAGAUUCUUUUGCAGGCAAGCUGGGAGAGGAACAGGCGGAGAGGUUAAAGGAGCAGAGGAAAAAGAGGAAGAGGGGGGAUACCGGGAAAGAUGAUGGGGAGGUGUUGAAGAUUCGGAAGAUCUACACUGAAGGCUUUGAGGUUGAGCAAGUUUGGGAACAGGCUAGGAGGGUUAUUGAUGCGCUGAGGGGAGAUGCCGAGCGGGCUCUGGAAGAGAUGGGUGAAUUGGAAGGAGACAGCGAGGAGGAGGCUGAUGAGGGGGUGGAGUUGUUGAAGUUUGAUGAGGAUGGAUUCGAAGUUGGUUCAGAUGAUGAGAGUAUGGAAGAUGGUGGAGAGAAAGACGAUGGAGAGUUGGAUGAGGAUGAGGAGCUAGAAGAAAACGAUCUCGGUGACGAAGAAGAGGACUUUGAAGGUCUUGAGGGAGAGGAAGGUUUCGAUGAAGAAGAGGAGGAGGACGAGGAUGAUACCCCCGCUGGUCUCUAUGUCGAAGACCCGCACAAAUUGAACGAUGGUUUCUUCUCUAUCGACGAAUUCAAUAAGCAGACCGAAUUCCUGGAGCAGCAAGACGCAGCCGCUGAUCCAUAUACUGGAGAGGCAAGUGAUGAAGAAGAUAUCGAUUGGGAUGCCGACCCAUCAGCACUAGUUUCAAAGCCAGUGUCUAGCUCAAAACGAGCUGCAGCAAUGGAUGUGGAAGACGACGAUGAGGAAGAAGAAGAAGAAGACGAAGAGGAUGGACCAACAUUCGGAAAUGUCGAUCUCAACGCCCCGGAAGGCGAUAGCGAUGAUGGCUCAGAAAACGACGAUAUGGACCAAGACCCAGUUGGAGAUAACACCAACAAUAUCCUCUACAAAGACUUCUUCGAGCCUCCCCCGCGGAAAGUUGGCAAAGCCGAAAUGCAAGCCAGCUAUCUCGAAAGACAAGCCAAGCGAGCCGCCCAAACCACCGCACCCGCCGACGAAGAAGCAGGUAUCGAGCGUGCCAUAGCUGAUGUACGUCGUGACCUUUUCGACGAUGAGUCCGACCAGUCAGGCUCAGAAGAAGCCCUCUCCGACGUCGAAGCCGGUGAUCCCAAAUCCCGCAAAUCCGCACACGAGCGACGACAAGCCAAAAUCGCCGAGGAGAUCCGUCGUCUGGAAGCUGCCUCCGUUGCAAAACGAGAAUGGACCCUCGCAGGAGAAGCUCGAGCCGCGGACCGACCUCUCAACUCCCUCUUAGAUGAAGACCUUGAUUUCGAGCGUACGGGAAAACCUGUACUGGAAGUCACAGCCGAGGUCAGCGAGAGCAUUGAAGAGCUCAUCAAGCGGCGAAUUCUCGCCCAGGAAUUCGACGAGGUGAUCCGUCGACGUCCCGAAACCGAGACAGCUACUUCCUCUCGCCGCGGUCUUUUCGAGCUAGACGAUUCAAAACCACAGCAGUCUCUCGCAGAAAUGUACGAGGAAGAACACGUCAAAGCCCACAACCCAGACACCUACGUCUCUAAAUCCGACGAGAAGCUCCGCAAGGAAGAAGCUGAGAUCGAAGGCCUCUGGAAAGACGUCAGCGCCAAACUCGACGCCCUCAGCAGCUGGCACUACAAGCCCAAGCCGGCGGCACCCAGCCUCACAGUCGUCUCGGACGUGGCCACCAUCUCGAUGGAAGACGCACAGCCCACAACAGCAUCUGGUAUCAGUGCUGGUCAGAGCAUGCUCGCACCGCAGGAGAUCUACAAAGCGGGCAAAGACAAGGCGACAAUUGAGAAGGGUGAGAUUGUGCCGAGAACCGGGGCGCCUGUCGCGAGAGAGGAGAUGACGAGAGAGGAGAAGCUGAGGAGACGGAGGAGGGAGAAGGAGAGGAUUAAGAAGAGGGGUGGUGAAGAGAUUGGGCAGAGGCCCGAGAGUAAGAAGACGAAGCAGAAGAGGGAGACGAUUGGCGCGUUGAAGAAGGGUGGUGUUAAGGUUAUUGGGAAUAAAGGUGAGGUAAGGGAUGUGGAUGGGAACAAGGUUAUGGCUGGCGCGGAGGUUAAUGGUGCAGGUGGGUAUAAGUUGUAG